AUGCAACCAUCUCCAUCAUACAGAACAGACAAGGGUUCUCAUUGGGGUGCACCGUGGAAAGUAACAUAUUUGGAGACAAGCAUUCCAAAACUGGCUCCUAGCAAGAUUUUGGACCCUCCUACGAUACUGGCCUCUAAUGAGAAUGUAGUAUGGAUUCAUCGUCCUCCGUCUUUGUUGAAAUGCAAUCUGGCUUCCUCAUGGUUGGAGAAUGCGGUCUUGAGUGGAGCUGCUUGGUUUGUGAGGGAUGAGAAUGGUAGGGUGGUGAUGCUUAGUCGUCGUGCUUUCCCCUGUUUAGCCUCUGCCUUAGAUGCUGAGCUUAAUGCUCUUCUCUGGUCUGUGGAGUCUCUCGCAAGUCAUCAUCUGGAUAAUGUAAUCUUUGAGUCCUCGUCUUUGGACCUUCGUCGAGCUUUGUUGCAACCACACCGCUUCCCCCAGCAUCAGGCUCUAAUAUCAUUAAUUCUCCAGCGUCUGAAUGGUUUCCAGGCUUGGAGUGCUGAUUUCGUUAAGACUUUGCGAAACCUGCCAGUGCUCUCGAUUGCUACUAGUGUAACUUCGGACAAUAGGCAUCAAUCGUAUGUGGCUUCUGUUGGGCCUUUGUGGUUGCAUAAUCUGUUGCAGAAGGAAGCUUUUACCAAGUCUAUGGGAUUUUACUCCUCUGCUCCUGUCGCUGUGAGAGCUGUUUCUUGA
This is a messenger RNA of Brassica oleracea var. oleracea, 687 nucleotides long. RefSeq lists its product as uncharacterized. The record is from RefSeq and is a predicted model, not a curated record. Gene Ontology annotation, molecular function: nucleic acid binding; RNA-DNA hybrid ribonuclease activity. The transcript has a single exon. The coding region runs from base 1 to 687 and encodes 228 amino acids. Lineage: Eukaryota; Viridiplantae; Streptophyta; Magnoliopsida; Brassicales; Brassicaceae.